Molecule: messenger RNA, 358 nt
Organism: Arabidopsis arenosa
Lineage: Eukaryota; Viridiplantae; Streptophyta; Magnoliopsida; Brassicales; Brassicaceae
Source: the annotation of a GenBank genome assembly
AAGAUAGAUAUAUAACCAAAGAAAAAAAAAGUCUCUUCCAAAAAUGGCAAUUAGGGUUUCCUACAAGUCUUUCCUCGCCGCACUUCUUCUCAUACUCUUCAUUUGUUCUCCUACUCAAGCACGAAGCUUACGAGAAAUCGUGAGGAAUAGAACGCUAUUGGUUGUGGAGAAGGGUCAAGCGAGUCGGAAAAUAAGGCACGAAGGUGGAGGAAGUGAUGUUGAUGGAUUGGUGGAUAUGGAUUAUAAUUCUGCGAACAAGAAAAGACCAAUACACAAUCGCUAAUAAACACACAUGAGAGCUUGUCGAAUUCUUGUGAGAUAUCCUGAGAUCCAAAGAUAUCCCGAGAUUUUAUCUUUU